Messenger RNA from Hermetia illucens (black soldier fly), 1222 nucleotides. It is a transcript of the gene fbp, whose product is annotated as fructose-1,6-bisphosphatase 1. Gene Ontology annotation, cellular component: cytosol; cytoplasm. The record is from RefSeq and is a predicted model, not a curated record. The transcript is spliced from 3 exons. Gene Ontology annotation, biological process: fructose 1,6-bisphosphate metabolic process; fructose metabolic process; sucrose biosynthetic process. The coding region runs from base 117 to 1139 and encodes 340 amino acids. Gene Ontology annotation, molecular function: fructose 1,6-bisphosphate 1-phosphatase activity. Lineage: Eukaryota; Metazoa; Arthropoda; Insecta; Diptera; Stratiomyidae.
UCGCUCAGCCAGAGAUCAGUCUUUAGCGUGUUUUCGACUGUUUCGUGUUGUUCACUAGGAAGUGAAGUUAAAAGGGAUAUUAAGGCGAAAAGAUAUUAUUAAAAACAUCAUUCAAAAUGGGUGAACCUAACGACAUGACUCAACAAGGUCCUGGUUUCGACGUAAACUGCAUGACCCUGACUAGGUUCGUUUUGCAGGAGCAACGAAAGUUCAAGCAUGCCACCGGCGAUCUCUCUCAACUUCUCAAUUGCAUUCAAACCGCCAUCAAGGCUAUUGCUUCGGCUGUGCGAAAAGCUGGAAUUGCCAAGCUGUUCGGUAUUGCAGGAGAAAUAAAUGUUCAGGGCGAGGAAGUGAAAAAAUUAGACGUUCUUUCCAAUGAAUUGUUUAUAAAUAUGUUGAAAUCAUCUUAUACGACUUGCCUGUUGGUAUCGGAGGAGAAUGAGACAGUGAUUGAAGUUGAAACUGAGAAAAGAGGAAAAUAUAUUGUUUGCUUCGAUCCCUUGGAUGGAUCUUCUAAUAUUGACUGUUUAGUGUCGAUCGGUUCGAUUUUCGCUAUUUAUAGAAAGCAAACUGAAGGAGAACCACAAGUCGCAGACGCAUUGCAGCCUGGAAGGAAUAUUGUGGCAGCCGGGUACGCUCUAUAUGGUUCCGCUACAGCUAUGGUGUUAUGUUUAGGACCGGGAAGCGGAGUGCACUGCUUCACAUAUGAUCCUGCCAUUGGAGAAUUCAUUCUCACUGAACAUAAUAUGCGAGUUCCAGAGCAAGGCAAAAUUUACUCCCUUAACGAAGGAUACAGUGCCACAUGGGACGAAGGACUCAAAGCGUACAUAUCAGCUAAAAAAGAUGGACCAAAACCUUACGGGGCUCGUUAUGUUGGCAGUAUGGUUGCCGAUGUUCAUCGUACAAUCAAAUAUGGAGGAAUUUUCAUUUAUCCAGCAACAAAAUCUGCUCCAAAUGGAAAACUACGUCUUAUGUAUGAGUGCAAUCCAAUGUCUUUCAUUAUAACACAAGCGGGCGGAAAGGCAAGUAAUGGAAAAAUUGAUAUUUUGGAUAUCGUACCACAAAAGAUCCACGAACGGUCUCCGGUGUUCCUAGGCUCGAAGAAGGAUGUUGAAGAGGCACUUAGUUAUCAAAAGUAGAGGAAGAGCAUAAUCAAACAUAUUUUGUACGAUAUUUUAUGGAAAAAAUUAACAAAAAAAAAAAAUUGCUUGAAAAAUAAACA